AUGGGUGGAGGACAGAUGACUGGUUGUCUUUCUGUCUUCCUGCAGGAUAUGGCAUCUAUACAUUCUCUCCAGCAACUAGUCCUGGUCCCCAGCCAUCUACAGUCAGCUUCACAAUUCCUUCUUUCACAAGCACAGCCUGUCCAGCAAGGUCUUCUUCAACCAAAUCUAAUUGCUUUGCCUCAUCAACAAGGUGGUUCAUUGCAGUCUCAAACUGGAAUGAGCCUGGUUAACCAGGCAGUUGGACGGCCCGGCCUUUCAGGUUCUUCUGUAGAACCUCAUUUGGAAAUAGGACAGCAUUUGCAUCCUCCAAAACACAUAUCUGUUGCUCCAGAUGAACCCAGUGAUUUAGAAGAACUGGAAAAGUUUGCUAAAACAUUCAAGCAGAGAAGAAUAAAACUUGGCUUUACACAGGGUGAUGUUGGCCUGGCUAUGGGGAAGUUAUAUGGAAACGAUUUUAGCCAAACAACAAUAUCUCGAUUUGAAGCUCUGAACCUCAGCUUUAAAAACAUGUGUAAGCUGAAACCUCUUUUGGAGAAAUGGCUAAGUGAUGCAGAAUCUGCUCCAUCUGAUUCCGCUAUGACACAAAACAGCACAUAUCCACAAUUAAGUGAGAUGUUUGGACGGAAAAGGAAAAAAAGGACAAGUAUAGAGACUAACAUACGUCUGACUUUGGAGAAACGGUUUCAAGAUAACCCAAAACCCAGCUCAGAGGAAAUCAGCAUGAUAGCUGAACAGUUGGCUAUGGAGAAGGAAGUGGUACGGGUUUGGUUCUGCAAUCGUCGCCAGAAGGAAAAAAGAAUUAAUUGUCCAAUUAACUUGCCUCUGAAGUCUCCUAUCUAUAAUUCAAGAAUGGUAAGAUUUAAACUACAAUAG
Molecule: messenger RNA, 873 nt
Organism: Staurois parvus
Lineage: Eukaryota; Metazoa; Chordata; Amphibia; Anura; Ranidae
Source: the annotation of a GenBank genome assembly